AUGAUUCCCUGUGGUCACAGUUUCUGUAAGGUGUGUAUUAAUGGCUUUUGGGAGGAGGAGAAAGGUGUCUACAGCUGUCCUCAGUGCAAAGACACUUUCACUUUGAGGCCUGAUCUACGCAAAAACACCAUGCUAGCUGAAAUGGUGGAGAGAGUGCAGAAAGCUGAAAUCCGAGCUGCUCCUUCUGCUCAGCGUUACGCUGGACCUGGAGAUGUGGCGUGUGAUAGCUGCACAGAGAGAAGACACAAAGCCAUAAUCAAAGCACACUUGGUUGAAGCUUUACCAAAACUCCAAGAGAAGAUCUGCUCUCAACAUAAGAAACUGUUUGACAUCUACUGUCUUACUGAUCAGAAGUGUAUUUGCUCUUCGUGUGUGUUGGAGAAUCACAAAGGUCAUGCCGCAGUAUCACUUUCAGCAGGGAGAACCGAGAAACAGAAAAAGCUAAAGGAGGAACGGAGGCAAUCCCAGCAGAUAAUCCAGGAGAAGCAGAAGAAGGUGGAGGAGCUGAAAUGUUCUGUGAUCAGGAUUAAGUCUCGUGCUCAGACAGCAGUGGAGAAAAAUGACAUUAUCUUUACUGAGAUGAUCAGCUCCAUGGAGAAGAAGCGCUCCGAGGUGACAGAGUGGAUCAGAGCUCAGGAGAAGGAUAAGUUGAGUCAAGCUGAACGACUUCUGGAGCAACUGGAGGAGGAGAUCACUGAUCAUAAGAGGAGAGUCACUGAGCUGGAGCAACUUUCACAUACACAGGAUCACAUCCAUUUCCUCCAGAGUUUCCAGUCUCUCUGUUUCUCCUCUGGACAUAGGGAUUCUCGCAGCUUUACUCUCCAGCAACCUCUCUCAUUCUGCAGAAUCAUGAAUUCUCUCUCAGAUCUUAAAACAAGAUUCGAGGAGUUCUGUGAAGAUCAAUUCCAAAAAGUCCCUCAGGAUGAAGUUGCAGCUGCAGCAGUUCAGAAAAUUUCACCGUUAGAGCCAAAAAGCAGGGAAGAAUUUCUGAAAUAUUUUUGUUAUCUGACUCUUGAUGAAAAAACUUCCCAUCAUCGCUUCCUUCGUCUCUCUGAGAAUAACAGAGUGGCAACCUUCAGUUGGAUAAACAAGCUGUGUUCUUUUUAUGCAGAAAGAUUUGACUCCUGUUUUGAGGUUCUGUGUAAGGAGAGUAUAUGUGGGUGCAGUUACUGGGAGGUGGAUUGGGGAAAUCAUAGUAGUGUACACAUUUCUGUCUCAUAUAAAGGGAGAAGGGAAAAAGAAUGGGGUAAAGAGUGCGGGUUUGGAUGCAACAGUCAGUCCUGGAGUCUGUACUGUUCUUCUUCUUCUUCUCCCUUCUUUUUCUACCAUAACAACACUAAAACUGAGCUCUGUGUUCCACCGUCCCCCAGAAUCGGAGUGUAUGUGGACUACAGUGCAGGAACUCUGUCCUUCUACCACGUCUCUGACACGAUGAGGCUCAUCCACAGGGUCUCCACCAAAUUCACUCAGCCUCUAUAUGCUGGCUUUGGGGUCUAUAAAGGAUCCGUCAGGUUGUGUGAUCCGAAAUAAUGGUUUCAUUAUUGUUUUUACAACUGUGAUAAAACUAAAACAUUAACAAAAUAUUAACUG
Molecule: messenger RNA, 1590 nt
Organism: Clarias gariepinus (North African catfish)
Lineage: Eukaryota; Metazoa; Chordata; Actinopteri; Siluriformes; Clariidae
Product: tripartite motif-containing protein 16-like protein
Exons: 7
Coding region: 1-1530 (509 amino acids)
Molecular function (GO): zinc ion binding; protein binding
Source: RefSeq, a predicted model, not a curated record